Molecule: messenger RNA, 909 nt
Organism: Ostertagia ostertagi
Lineage: Eukaryota; Metazoa; Nematoda; Chromadorea; Rhabditida; Trichostrongylidae
Source: the annotation of a GenBank genome assembly
AUGAUGCUGUUCUAUGGAGGAGAAACACUGAUAUCUCCAACUGCGUGCGAAGCUGAGCUUCACACAUCCUCGCAUCCUCUGAGAGUCAACAUACCACCGCAGACACAAUCGCGAGUGACAAGCGGUGAAGAAUUCUGCUGGGAGAAAGGAGCCAACAAUGUGCCCAGAACAGGUGGAGUCGGUUUCAUCAUAAAAGCGAAAAUGGUCCCGUACAUUAUUUCUUGUGAUAUCAUAUCCCCACGUGUCGCUGUUCUGAAGGUCAAACUACAAAAGUUGGGAAAUCGAACGCUCAAAAUGGUGCAAGUAUAUGCGCCCACUAUCACGGCGGAGGACGACGAAAUCGAACGUUUCUACGAAGAAAUAGAGACGGCAUUGAAGCUUAAAUCGACAUGCACUAUUGUUCAAGGCGAUUUCAACACAGUUGUCGGCUCCCGAUUGGACGAUACGGAAUACCUCAUAGGAAGGUACGGUGCGGGAGUAAGAAACGACAGAGGAAACCGUUUGAUCGAAUUUGCAGAACAACAUCAAUUCUCAAUAAUGAACACUUUCUUCGAGAAGAAAGCGAAGCGUCUCUGGACAUGGAGAAGCUCAGACACGAGAACUCUGAGGCAAAUUGAUUAUGUGCUGACCGAUACGCCAAGAUUGUUUGCUGACGUCUCUGUUAUAGGGGAAAAUGUGAUAACGACUGGCUCCGAUCAUCGGCUUUUGCGUUCGGUGAUCCUCUUCGAUGCCAAGAAAGAACGUCGAGUUCUGCAUUCGCAAAGAACACUCGUACGACAAACUUUCAAUGCCGAUAUGUAUGCUGCGAUGAUAGAGUCGUCAGAUCUACACAUGAAUACCGGAAGCAAUAUCGAUGCCGACUAUGAAGAUCUACAGUCCAUUCGGGUUGGCAGCCCUCUUGUCCUAUAG